Molecule: messenger RNA, 759 nt
Organism: Acaulospora morrowiae
Lineage: Eukaryota; Fungi; Glomeromycota; Glomeromycetes; Diversisporales; Acaulosporaceae
Source: the annotation of a GenBank genome assembly
AUGAACACCGACUUAUCGACUUCGCCCCUUCCACCCUUUCCGCAAUCGGAAGCUUCUGAGGAUUAUCAAAGUUUUAUGGAAUCCAUCAAACCACCAUAUCCACCUCGUCUUAAGCCACAAGACCUUUUACCUAAGCUCCAAGGCGGAAAAAUACGAAAAAUUCCAAAUGCGUUCAUAACUUACCGAAAGGAACUUUGUUCGAAUUUAAAAACAAAAAACAUCUGCCUUACGAUGUCGGACGCUUCCUUUUGGGCAAGUAAACUGUGGUAUAAAGAAAGUACGAAAGUUAGGAUGACAUACCAAAACCUGACCAUGCAGGCCAAAGUGAUUAAUGAAAAAAUGUCAAAAUCUCCAAAGAGACCUAAAGUCAAGGAUAACAAUGCUGGACUGCAGGGCAGGCCCUCUACAGAUCAUAACGCCUCGGUUGGUGAACCUAUGCAUAUGCACGGAACAAUGCAGACCACGGGAGGAGAGACCAUAUUUGAUGGUUAUAGAGUAUUAUGUUCGAGUCCUUCGACUGCGGAACAAUCUUCUUCAACUGCUUCUUGGUUAUAUCAAAAUCCCGCGCAUUCGUUAAAUUCGCUGUAUGUACCGCCAACCUCACAAUUUGAUCAUCGCGAUUCACCUUUAUACCUGUCUCCUAUGUACUUUCCUUCGACUCACUUUCCUUAUGAUGCUCAACAAACUUCAUCUACUUCUGAAGAAAUUGGAUUUGGAAGAAAAAUUCAGGAAGCUUGUGAUCCGUACUAUUACCAAUAA